Molecule: messenger RNA, 366 nt
Organism: Cooperia oncophora
Lineage: Eukaryota; Metazoa; Nematoda; Chromadorea; Rhabditida; Trichostrongylidae
Source: the annotation of a GenBank genome assembly
AUGCGCGUUGCACACGUUCAUAUUGCAGACAGUUUUCUAAUCGAUGACGUCAUUAUUCUUGAGAAUGUAUACUCCUCCAAGAAGAAUUUUAAUACGUCCUCCCCGUAUAGUCCGAGCAAGGGUCAGGGCCAGUAUAGAUGCAAGUGCGAAGUUGGCCCUGACAAUACUGCAACUGCGUCGCAGAUAACCAAUGGCUACAACUCCUGGUACAAUAGCGAUCGGAAAGAAAUCGUUUCGACUAAAAAAUCAGUCAAGGAUGCAUCUACGACUAUAGAAAAACUGCCUGAACUUGAAGUAGCGGACGCGUACUUCGAUGAACAUCCUGUGCUGGAUUUUGUAGGAACCUGUUGCGGUAUGGUGCGUUAA